AUGUUGAGUGUGAUUUUAAGAAGAAGCGCCUCAAAAAGUAUUGCAAUUAGAGGCGGUCAUGGAUGGGAUAGACCAGACGUACCUCUGACAAUUGCAUAUCAACAUAAAAGGAGAAUGGAUGUUUUUGAUACAAAUUUAUGGUUUUAUUGUGGAGUGAUGCCUGAAUACUUUAUCAAUUAGAAUGAGGGAUAUUUGAAUUCUGCUUAAAAUGCCAUUAAAUAUUUGAUACUAGAUUCGAAAUAUAUAUUUGCAGCUUUUGCAGCGAUUUUUUUCACAUAUGAAGUAUUCUAUGAAGCAAGAUUCUGGAACAUCCAACCAGAUUAUUUGAAAAACCCUAUAGUCAACUACCCGAGAAAGGUGUAAUAAGAGAGAUCUUUCUUAGUUAAGCAUUUCUUAGACUUAAGUAUUACAGGUGAUAUGGGCAUGUAAAGAAUGAAUCCAGGGGAAAAGAGUUUCGCAACUGAACUAUUGGAGACUUAUGAAGAAUAAAAUAAACACAUUCAACUCAUGAAUUUGGAAGGCAAGACAUAUAUUGAAAGAGUUGAAGCUGAAUCUAGACAAGCCGUAGCUAGAAGACAUGGAUAAGUUGAAGCUCAUCACCAUCAUCAUUGAUAUGAAUCAUAUUAAAUAAUCAAAGGAAAAUUAUCUUUUUGUUAUGAUAAUAAGUA
Messenger RNA from Paramecium tetraurelia, 668 nucleotides. RefSeq lists its product as uncharacterized. The transcript is spliced from 4 exons. The record is from RefSeq and is a predicted model, not a curated record. NCBI's taxonomy places the organism in Eukaryota, Ciliophora, Oligohymenophorea, Peniculida, Parameciidae.